Aegilops tauschii subsp. strangulata is the source of this 1613-nucleotide messenger RNA. RefSeq names its product F-box/LRR-repeat protein At3g26922-like. Lineage: Eukaryota; Viridiplantae; Streptophyta; Magnoliopsida; Poales; Poaceae. Gene Ontology annotation, molecular function: protein binding. The record is from RefSeq and is a predicted model, not a curated record.
CCUUCCGCGCUCCCCGAGCGACGGCGCACGCCGCCUGUUCUACCGAAUACCGCUCCAGAGCGGGAGGCUUCGGCCAUGGCGAGCGGGGUGGAUAGCAUCAGCGCCCUCCCGGACGACGUCCUCCACAGCGUGCUCCGUUUACUUCCGGCUGAAGAGGUGGUGCGGACGUGCGUGCUCGCCCGGCGCUGGCGCGGCGUCUGGAGAUCCGUGCCCUCCCUCCGCUUCAACGGCGCCGAGGGGUGGGGCAGCGCCGACAGGUUCGCCCAGUUCGUGGACCACCUGCUCCACCUCAGAUUCGCGGGCGACGGCGGCGCAAGGGCGCCUCUGGAUUCCUGCGAAUUCGACUUCGACGCCGACGGGUUCAUGCAAUUGCCGGCUAACGAGCGGCACGCGAGCCACUGGAUCUGGCAAGCCGUGCCCCAUGUCCGGGUGCUUCGGCUUCAUGUCAUCGAGUUUGAGCAGGAACCCUCACCGCUAUCUGAUCUGCGUCUCGUUUCCCAGCACCUCACGAGAUUAGAUCUUGUUGGUGUAGCUGUCAACGACAGCGUUAUGGAUUUUUCAGGCUGUCCGGCAUUGGUGGAACUGAGUAUGGAGGUCUGCGAUGUUUUCGCCAACCAGCUGUUGUCUCCAUCCUUGAAGCAUCUGCGCAUUGCCCGCUGCUUUACUGCCGAGGAUACUCGCAUCCUUAUUUCUCUACCAAGUCUCGUUUCGCUCGAGUUGAUUGUAUGCCGCCAAGGAAGGAGCCCAUUGCUCGGAAGCAUGCCGCUGUUAGCAAGAGCUGUUGUUGUACUUAAGAAUGAUUGUGCUGAUCGGUGCUUUAAGGGUCGAUUUAAUGAUUGUGGUGAUACAUGUUAUGGUUGUCGUUAUUAUUAUGGAGAUCCUGCGUUUGGACCUACUUAUGACCGCAACGACAGCAUAUUUCUCAAAGGUUUGUCCGAGGCUACGGACUUGGAGCUGUCAGCUGAUUCUGAUGUGAUUCUUUUUGACAGGGAUUUGAAGUGGUGCCCUACAUUUACCAAGUUAAAGACUUUGUUACUCAAUGACUGGUGCUUGGCUGCUGGCCACAAUGCACUAAUCUGUUUUCUCCAGCACUCACCAAUUUUGGAGAAGCUUACACUUCAACUUUCUAAGGCUUCAACUUUGUUUGCACUGAUUUCAGCUAAAACUAGAGGGUGCAGUUGGAUCAGUACCCAAACCCUUCUGGGAAAGAUGAGUGAUAUGAUCCAUCAGUGGAAGAUCUUAUUCUUGGGAAAUCAGUCGGUGCUACUUCAGAGUCGCUUGCAAUGACUGGAUCAUCAAAGAGGAGAACUCCUGCAGAUCUCCUCAUGAAGAUGAGGGAUGCAAGCAAGAAGGACUUGUAGUUGGGCUUCAUCCUGAGAACUCACUCUAGUUGAAGCUUUGUGCCUGUAAUAAUUAGCUCUAUGCACUAUUUCUUUCUGCUUGCAUUUGGUUGAACUACCCUAACCGUUGUGGCAAUGCUAUGGGUUCUUUAAUUUCUCCUUCUGGCUCAGCUACUUUGGUGAGGCCCGAGCGAUGUGAACAGUUACAUCUUUUUUGCCUUGUUUUAAUAAAAACUAGCACAUAUGCAUGUGUGUUGCAAUGGGAGAGAAAAA